Molecule: messenger RNA, 2245 nt
Organism: Xenia sp. Carnegie-2017
Lineage: Eukaryota; Metazoa; Cnidaria; Anthozoa; Malacalcyonacea; Xeniidae
Product: radial spoke head protein 4 homolog A-like
Exons: 14
Coding region: 159-1754 (531 amino acids)
Biological process (GO): axoneme assembly; cilium movement involved in cell motility; cilium assembly
Cellular component (GO): axoneme; radial spoke
Source: RefSeq, a predicted model, not a curated record
ACAAUGUCACGAAUGUGUCGGAAACGUGGUCGGAAACUCCCGGAGAUCAACGGAAUUUUUACAACGCGUUGUAACUAUGGAAACAAGAAUAGAAGAAUCGGUGACAUAAAUCGAUCUUACUUAGAGAAAUAGUUGAAUUUUUGGCGAGAUUUUUUGUAAUGGAGGUUGAUUAUAAUUUAGAAACUCAAAUCAAAAACACCAAGGCUUAUCUACUGAAGGAAGAUAGUAAUGGAGAAGGAAAUCUAUAUGAUCACUUAGCAUCUUUAUUUGAGAAGAUUUUGAAAAAAAGACCCGAUAAUGCUUUGAGAAUACUUGAGGAUGCAAGUCGUGAAGAGAAAAGAGCAAAAUUCAAACCACCUCCUGAUGCUUUACAAGAUCAUGAAAAGGAGUCCUCCAAAGUGUUACUGGCUAAAACUCAGUCUGAAUUGUUUAUGCAAAAUCCAAAAAACUUCAUGCGAGACACUGAACUUGAUUCUGAUGAAGAGAUGGAAACUCCACUUCCCAAUAUCAUGGAACUUGCUCAUUACUUCUCUCUUGGUGGUGUAGGAAUAUGUAAAGAAGAGACAUUUAGAGUUUUCUUAGCUUUAAAGAAACUGGUUGAUGACAGUCCAAUACUUAAGUGUCGUUUUUGGGGUAAAAUACUUGGUUUGCAGAAUAAUUACUAUGUAGCUGAAGUAGAAUUUCGUGAAGGUGAAGAUCCAGAACAGCAAUUACCUAAAGAGGGUAAAGAAAGCAUUGAAGCCGAUUCAGAAUCAGAGCAAGUUUUAUCACGAAAAAGUAAUGACAGUUUAAACAUGGAUGAUGUCGAAGAUGAGGAAGAUCAGUUACCAAAAUCCAUGUACAAACCACCCCCUGAAAUCCCAAAUGAAGAUCUUGGCACCGGGUGUAACAAAUAUGUUUAUUUUGUGUGCACGGAACUUGGAACUUCCUGGGUGCAAUUACCUUCCGUGACGCCCGCACAGAUAGUAAUCUCAAGACAAAUAAAAAAAUUCUUUACUGGAAAUCUAAAUUCCCCUAUCACCAGUUAUCCUCCGUUUCCUGGUAGCGAAAGACACUACCUACGAGCUGUAAUCGCUAGGAUAUCAGCAUCAGCUAUCGUUAGUCCUCAGGGAUUUUAUAUGUUUGAAGAAGAUGAAGAUGAAGACGACGAAGGAGUUCGUGAUUCAUUUGUAACGAAUCCUGACUUUGAAGGUCUUAGCGUGGCUGAUUUAAUAGAUCCUUCUUUAACAAACUGGGUCCACCACGUUCAAUACAUAUUGCCACAGGGUCGAUGCUCCUGGUACAACUCGAAUAAGAAAUUCGAGGAAGAAGAAGAAGAAGAGGAGGAAGAAGAGGAAGAAAGAGACGAACCAGAUGAACCUGAACCUGAAGUUGGUCCUCCAUUACUAACACCCCUUUCUGAAGAUACUGAAAUUGAUGGUUUUCCUGCAUGGACAGUGGUAAAAGCCCCCAGUCUUGUCCCGCAACAUUCUGUUGCAAUAUUACACAACAAUCUUUGGCCUGGUGCGCACUGUUUUGCUGUCAACAGAAAGUUUGAAAAUGUUUACGUUGGUUGGGGCCAAAAAUACAGUUCCGAGAACUACAGCCCGCCCGCACCACCCAUUCCUCAGGUGGAAUAUCCAAGUGGACCCGAAAUCACGGAGGUAGAUGAUCCAACCGUUGAAGAAGAGAAUGCAUUGCGAGCUGCACAACAGGAAGCAUUUGAAGAAGCUGAAGAUGAAGAUGAAGACUAUGAUGAUGAUGAAGAUGAUUGAGUAAAUGUAGGAUAACACGAGAGAAGGUAUAUAUAUGUAUAUAAAUAUGGAUGACAUUCAUGUAGGAUGACUGAAGAGAGGUAUAUAUUUGGGUUAAUUACAUACCGUAAAGUCGUAAAGAAUUUUGUCUUUCUAUCAUUAUAUUUUAUAUUCUUUACGAAGACACUUUGAAUAAGCAUCAUUAUGGAAGGGCUUCUUUUUGUAAUGUUCAACAAGAUAAGCAUAUUUUGUUAAAGGCUACUUAUACUUAUAGACAUGAUGUCUGUAACCCCGUACAUCACCAGCAAGCAGUGUAUAGUGUAUAAAUGUCGUCUUUAUCAAAUUUACAUAAAAUGCGUUGUUUCCAAAAAAAACCACUACAUUUCUAGGUUCACAAAACUUACUGAUCAAUCAUUAAAUAGAUAUGUUAGACUAAAUCUUUAAAAAAAUGUCGAAAAACUAUCAAUGUAGCAAUAUUAUAUCAUCAUUUGUCGAGUUUUCGACGUUUUGUA